Chelonoidis abingdonii (Abingdon island giant tortoise) is the source of this 2841-nucleotide messenger RNA. Lineage: Eukaryota; Metazoa; Chordata; Testudines; Testudinidae. The record is from RefSeq and is a predicted model, not a curated record.
AUGAACUUCAGAUCAGCUACAAUGGAUGAUUGGGAUGAGAGUGAUGAACUUAUCCAGAAACUGGAUUUUUCUAGCUGCGCUGAAGAGAAUGAGAUGGAAGAGGACAGUAGUAUACAAGAAGAGGCUCCCCAAAGUUCAAGCCCCCAGAAGAGCUGGGAUUUUCAGAGUUGGCGAGUUAAUAGUUCUCUUGCAGUAACCCCCAAAAGAAAAGUGGGUGAUGUCUCUCUGACUCGUACUAAAGCAUGGGUGAGUCCCACUGUGGACUCUGCUUCAUCCUUGAGGAAGAAUGCUGGUCCUGCCUGGGAAUGUCCUGGGACUCCACUGCAUUAUGUCACCUGGAGAAAACUGCAGCUGUGUGACACCCCGCACACCCCCAAGAGUCUCCUAACAAAGACUGCUUUUCCUUCAACCGUGGGAAAAUUCCCCUCCAAAGGUCCCCGGCACUUGAGAUUUACUCCUGGUGCUGAUCCAGAUGAUUCUGCUCAGGCUUCGCUGGUCAACAUUAACCCAUUUACCCCAGAGUCAUACCGACAGAUGCUCUUCCCUCCCAAUGGCAAGAGGAAAGCCAGAGGAGAGCUUGUGUGUCCAGGCUCACUUGUGGCUAAAUCUCAUUUUAGGGGAGAUCCCACUCUAAGCGGGGGAAAGGUGGAGCAGGGGCUGCCAGCCAAGAGAUUUCUCUUGAGAGAGAGCAACAUGGUUUCCCGCUACAAGAAAGAAUUCCUGGAGCUAGAAAAAAUUGGGGUAGGAGAAUUUGGCUCUGUCUACAAGUGUAUCAAACGCCUAGAUGGAUGUGUGUAUGCUGUCAAGCGCUCCAAGAGGCCUCUGGCAGGAUCCUCAGAUGAGCAAAUGGCAUUGCGGGAAGUCUAUGCCCAUGCUGUGCUUGGACACCAUCCCCAUGUUGUGCGCUACUACUCUGCUUGGGCAGAAGAUGAUCACAUGAUCAUUCAGAAUGAACACUGCAACGGUGGGAGCCUUCAAGAUGCGCUGUUGGAAAAUGCUAAGACUGGGCACUAUUUCCAAGAAGCAGAGUUAAAGGAGAUCCUGCUGCAAGUCUCCAUGGGACUAAAGUACAUACACAGCUCUGGCCUGGCACACAUGGACAUCAAACCUAGUAACAUCUUCAUUUGUCACAAACUGGUGACAGAUGGCUCCGCUGCUCAGGAAGAAAGCGACAGUGAAGAUGAUGGGUUCUCUUCCAACGUGGCAUAUAAAAUUGGUGACCUGGGCCAUGUGACAUCAAUAACUAAUCCCCAAGUGGAAGAGGGAGACAGUCGUUUUCUGGCCAAUGAGAUUCUGCAAGAGCAAUACUGUUAUCUGCCAAAGGCAGACAUCUUUGCCCUUGCAUUGACAAUGGCUCUGGCAGCAGGGUCAGGACCGCUGCCUCGCAAUGAUGCCAUGUGGCACCAUAUUCGCAGGGGUAACCUUCCACCAAUCCCUCAGCAGCUCACACAUGGCUUUCAUGGACUCCUUAAGCUCAUGGUUCACCCUGACCCAGUUGCAAGACCAUCUGCCACAGCCCUUACUAAACACCCAAUUCUUCGGCCGUCUCUUGGAAAAGCUGCACAGCUCCAGAAGCAGCUAAAUGUGGAGAAGUUUAAGACUGCCAUGCUGGAAAGGGAACUGAGAGCAGCCCGUCUUGCUCAGACCUUCAGGAAGGACCAGUCCUUGGGAUGUGCCAGACUAGAGUCUGAAACCUCUUCCAAACAAAACUGCAACAAGCGCCUGGUAGGAGGGAAGAAUUCUCGCUCAUUCAGCUUUACAUGGGGGGGUUACUGAAAAUCCCAUCACCCAAACUGUUCAGGCUGACAAGUGUCCCUGUGGAAGCAGAAGACCCAUACAGACCAAAGUGCCAUGCUAAAACUCCCUGGAGUAGUUCUUGCCUACUCCAUCAUUCAUACAGCUUCAUGUUGUCAUGACUGGAAGUGACUAGUGUACAAAUGUCUGAGACCUCCUCCACUCCACUACAAUGCUUCAGUCUUGUAUCUCUAAACCAGUUACUUCUGAUGCAAUGGGCCGGCUGACCUGUGUGUGUUCUGGUUGUAUUCUAGGCUAGGAAUAGCUUGAUUUCCUUCUACUUCUCUCAUGCAGCUAAACUAGGGCCUUCCCCCCGCCUCCGAGACCUUUCUGUGGCCUUGACACUCUGGCUGUGCAGGUACACUGGAAAGGGGCAUUGGCAGCUGCAAAGAGGAGAUAGUGUCCUGAGCUAUGACUGGACUUACCACUUUGCUCCUGAUGGAGCAAAGGGAGUUAAGCAUGAUACCACCUAGUCAAGUUGGGAUGUGAGCUUUGGGACAAGCGGGUUAAGACCACAGUCCUGAGAAAUGUGAAAUGAAAUAAGUGGCAUUGCAUUGCGGGAAGAAAGCAAAAGUAACUCUAUCUUUACUUUCAAAUGAGUUUUCUGUAGAAUCUGAAGGAACAUUUUUCUUUCUAGAAACAUCCAUAACCAUUAUGUGGCUGGGCUUCUGGGGGCUAGCUCCUGAAGCCUGACCUUUGGAUUUGUGAAGGCUUUUUGCCCAGUUAAACUGAUGGGCCAUAGGAUACAACCUCUCUAACAUGGUGGUGGGUCGGCCUAGAUAUCCUCUUUCCCUUCUGCAGAGUUACAGAUAGAGUUGCCUGUCUGAGGGAUUUGUCUUUCAGCAAAGUGGAGGGAAGGUAGAAGUGAUUUUUUUUUUCAAAUCCUUCAGUUUGGGGAUUGCUUAUAUAAAGUGUUAAAAACUAAAACUCAAAAUAAAUUGUAUCCCCCUGUUAUAUUUAACUUUUUGACAUUGUUUCUUAUUGAAUAUCUUCUAGCCCAAAUCCCUGGGAGUUAGAGCUAUAACUGAGGCUGUAUUUCUAGAAAAA